This is a messenger RNA of Phanerochaete carnosa HHB-10118-sp, 2367 nucleotides long. Its product is annotated as glycosyltransferase family 2 protein. Gene Ontology annotation, cellular component: cell septum; cell periphery. Gene Ontology annotation, molecular function: chitin synthase activity. Bases 204 to 2147 code for a protein of 647 amino acids. The record is from RefSeq and is a predicted model, not a curated record. NCBI's taxonomy places the organism in Eukaryota, Fungi, Basidiomycota, Agaricomycetes, Polyporales, Phanerochaetaceae. The transcript is spliced from 16 exons.
CGGGCGUCGGAGCAUAUAUCGAAUUUUGAUGGCAGAACGGGUGCUACGCUCCGGUUGCGAGCCCGCGGUUCUGUCUUUGCCCUCCGUCCCGACCAGCUUCGAGAUUGAUACCCUUUCUCGUGCCCUGACAGUCCACCCGAGCUCGUCGUCGAGCAGUCCAUUCCUUCACUGUCUCUCGUUUACGCCGUGCAGGUCCACUUGCCAUGGCCUAUCACCAGAGUCCCUACGACAACCACGGAGUCGCUCCUGACUACCCUCCGCCGCAAGGCUACUAUCAGGAAUACGACCAGUGGGAUGGCAAGUCGACGAAAUCCUACCAGAGUACCUUCGCUGGAUCCCAGGUACACCUCAACCCCAGCCAGCAUGAAAUGGCACAACUUCACAAUGGCGUCCCUGUCCCAACCAUGCCUUAUCAGCAGUCCUACCCGCCCAUUCAGCAACACCUUCGGCCCCAGAUGCCAAUAGGCUUGAGCUCUGGCUACACGGAUGCCCGCGAGAAGCUCAUGAAGCGGCGGUCGGUGCGCCAGAUCGAACUACAACAAGGAAACCUUGUGCUGGACGUGCAGGUUCCCACACACAUUGUCCCAGCUGGUAAGAACGAUGAAGAAAUGACGAAGAUGCGCUAUACCGCUGCAACUUGCGACCCGGACAACUUCAUGGCUUCCAAGUUCUCGUUGCGACCGUACCUGUACGGACGCCACACGGAACUUUUUGUCGUCAUGACCAUGUAUAACGAGGAUGAGAUCUUGUUCUGCCGCACCAUGAACGCCGUCAUCAAGAAUAUUGCCCAUCUAUGCAGCCGCAGCAAGUCGAGCAUGUGGGGGCCCGAAGGUUGGAAGAAGGUCGUCGUCUGUAUCGUCUCAGAUGGUCGAAGCAAGAUUAACAAGCGCACGCUGCAAGUGCUCACCCUCAUGGGAUGCUAUCAAGAAGGCGUAGCGAAAGACUCUGUCGGCGGAAAGGACGUUACUGCUCAUAUCUUCGAGUAUACGUCACAUGUCGUCGUGACGGACAGAGGAGAGGUGUCCCAAGGAGCGUGCCCAGUUCAGAUUAUAUUCUGCUUGAAGGAACAGAACAAGAAGAAGUUGAACAGUCACCGCUGGUUCUUCAAUGCUUUCGGUCCGCUCAUCAAGCCCAACGUUUGUAUUCUGCUCGAUGUUGGUACUAAGCCGACAGGAACAUCGAUCUACCAGCUUUGGAAAUGCUUCGACAAGCACAAGAACGUCGGCGGUGCCUGCGGAGAGAUCUGCGUUGACACAGGAAGAGCAUGUUCACUUCUCCUCACAAGUCCAUUGGCUGCUUCGCAGAAUUUUGAGUAUAAAAUGUCGAACAUAUUGGAUAAGCCACUUGAGAGUGUCUUUGGCUAUAUCAGUGUGCUUCCCGGUGCCUUCAGUGCGUAUCGCUACAAAGCACUGCUCAACGGGCCCGACGGCAAAGGACCCUUAGCAUCAUACUUCAAGGGUGAGGAAAUGCACGGGGGCUCUAGCAAGGCUGGCUUGUUCGAACGUAACAUGUACCUCGCUGAAGAUCGUAUUCUCUGUUUCGAGAUUGUCACGAAGAAGCGCGAAGCUUGGGUGUUGCGCUACGUGAAGAGUGCCAAAGCAUCCACCGACGUUCCUACCACUGUGAUAAUGUACUCACGCCUCGAAUUUCCACUGACUCCUGCGACAGUGAUGUAUGCCAUGUGCAAUUUGCACGACGUUACAUGGGGUACCAAAGGUGAUAACGGCGCCGUGAAGGACCUCGGCGGUGCCAAGAAGCUCAAGGACGCCAGCGGCAAGGAGGUCAUGGAGGUGGAGCUACCGACCGAACGCGAGGACGUUGACCAGGUCUGGAAUGCCUCGCGUCAGGCCCUCUCGCAGAGGCCUCCCGAAGAGAAAGAGCAUCGCGACGCCGCCACCAAGCAGGCUGACCGCGACCGGAAUAGCAGAACCAACGUCGUCCUCGCAUGGGUCGGAACUAACAUGUUCAUGAUUCUCGUGUUUACUUCUACCGCAUUCAUCAACUGGGUCGACAAACACGUUGCGAUCACCGACAACGCCACUUUCAAUCCGUACCUCUCAUUCCUGCUCUUUGCUAUGGCUGGUCUGUCCGCCGUGCGCUUCGUUGGCUCGACUAUCUAUCUGCUGCUUCGCCUAAUAGGCUUCUAGCAUCUCCGACAUCUGACCACUUCUAUAUUAUCAUGAUCGUUUUCCACUUUUGGUUCAGAGCCGGCUCUUUAGCAUUCGUCGCUGCUGGAAAGCACGUGUAAUUCUUACAGGACUGCAUUUUGUGCAAUUUACUUCUGCCUCAUAAAGAUGGCCAGCAUACAACUAUGCACGUUUGCGCGAAACUCCCACGCCACACCCAGCGGGGAGCAACAUAGAUUUU